Messenger RNA from Corylus avellana, 906 nucleotides. The record is from RefSeq and is a predicted model, not a curated record. NCBI's taxonomy places the organism in Eukaryota, Viridiplantae, Streptophyta, Magnoliopsida, Fagales, Betulaceae.
AUGAACCUUGUGGUAGGAUUCCAGAUUGGAAACUUAUCAGACCUCAUCAACAAAGCUGCGAUAAUCGAGCAGACCCAGAAUGCAAAUUCAGGGUAUUCCGACCAAAAUGCAGAUUUUGGGUAUUCCCACCAGAAAAAGAGAAAUGCCUCACAAUGGAACCACUCAGGAGAGCAAUCCAGUAAGAAGAGAUUUCACCAAAACCCACAAAGAAAUUUUACACCACAACACCCCCGUCAACAAGGAAAUGGCGGUCACCGUGCACCAUGUGAGAAAUGUGGAAGGCCUCAUACAGGAAACUGUCUGUUUGGGCAGCUGGUAUGUUACAAAUGCGGGAAACCUGGACAUAUCCAACGAGAUUGCAAGGCCCCUCCCAACAACCAAGGCGGUCAGAAACGCCUUGAGGAACAGAAGAACCAUGCAAUUGCUCGGGUUUAUGCUCUAACGCCUGGUGAUGCAUCAGCGUCCAAUGAAGUGGUGGCAGGUACCCUCCCUAUUUCUAAUGGUAUAGCUUCCGUUCUUUUUGAUCCUGGAGCAACGCACUCAUUUGUUUCAUACUUCUUUGCUAAAACAAGUAACCUAAAGCUAGAAUCAUUAGAUGUAAGCUUAGCAGUGACUACCCCUGUAGGAAAGACAGUCGUAUGUACCUCGGUAGUUAGACGUUGUCCUGUAUCAAUUAAAGGUCAUGUCAUGCCAGUAAAUCUUGUAAUAUUCGAGAUGAGCGGGUUUGAUGUGAUCUUAGGAAUGGAUUGGCUAUCCAUGUACCAUGCGUGCGUGGAUUGUUUCCACAAGGAGAGGAGAAAGCAGAAGCAAAAAUCGAAGAGAUACCCGUUGUACGGGAAUUUAUCGACGUUUUUCCGGAUGAAUUGCCGGGAAUACCUCCCAAUAGGGAAAUCGAAUUCACUAUAG